Molecule: messenger RNA, 5656 nt
Organism: Coturnix japonica (Japanese quail)
Lineage: Eukaryota; Metazoa; Chordata; Aves; Galliformes; Phasianidae
Source: RefSeq, a predicted model, not a curated record
AACCUCCAUUUGCAUUAAACGUUAGAAUUUUUCUUCUCCAUUAUACCGGCCGUGAGGCGUGUCCCGCACAAGGCCCCGCCCCGCCGGUGAGGGGGAAGGAGGCGCGGGCGGCGCGCAGUAUAGGAGGGAGCCGGCCGUGGGGUGCAGUGGGUUCGGCGGCGUGGUGCACCAUGAGGGAGACGGGCGGUACUUCUAUGCUGCAGAACCAGCCACAAAGGCAUUAUGGAAUUACCUCUCCAAUUAGCUUGGCUCCUCCAAAGGAUAUAGAUUAUAUUCAUACUCAGAAGCUAGUUGAAGCAAUGGAGUCAUUUGGAGUAUUUGAAGAUGAGGAGGAGUUAAAUCACAGGCUGGUUGUUCUUUGUAAACUGAAUAACUUAGUCAAAGAAUGGAUUUUUGAACUUGGUGAGAGCAAGAACCUUCCCCCUUCAGUAGUAGAAAAUGUUGGUGGCAGAAUAUUUACAUUUGGUUCUUACAGGCUUGGAGUACACACCAAAGGUGCUGACAUAGAUGCUCUUUGCGUUGCCCCUAGACAUGUGGAAAGAUCAGAUUUCUUUCAGUCAUUCUUUGAAAAGCUAAAGCAGCAGGAAGAGAUAAAAAAUCUAAGAGCAGUAGAAGAUGCUUAUGUACCUGUUGUCAAGUUUGAGUUUGAUGGCAUUGAGAUUGAUCUCGUGUUUGCAAGACUGCCAGUGCAAACUGUUUCUGAUAAUCUCGAUCUCAGAGAUGACUCGCGUCUGAAAAGCCUGGAUAUAAGAUGUAUACGGAGCUUAAAUGGAUGCAGAGUUACUGAUGAAAUACUACAUCUAGUACCAAAUAAAGAGAACUUUCAGCUCACGCUCCGUGUGAUUAAACUGUGGGCAAAACGACGUGGUAUUUAUUCCAACAUGCUGGGAUUUCUUGGAGGGGUUUCUUGGGCAAUGCUAGUAGCAAGAACAUGUCAACUCCAUCCAAAUGCAUUGGCUUCUACUCUUGUGAACAAGUUCUUCUUGAUUUUUUCGAAAUGGGAGUGGCCAAAUCCUGUACUGCUGAAACAACCUGAAGAGAAUAAUCUUAAUUUACCAGUAUGGGAUCCUAGGGUCAACCCAUCGGACAGAUACCAUGUAAUGCCGAUCAUCACCCCAGCCUAUCCACAGCAGAACUCUACAUACAAUGUAUCUACAUCAACAAGAGCUGUUGUGGUAGAGGAGCUCAAACAUGGUCUCGCAAUUACAAAUGAGAUUCUCCAAGGGAAGUCAGAUUGGCCAAAGCUCUUUGAACAACCAAAUUUCUUUCAGAAGUACAAACAUUAUAUUGUACUGACUGCUAGCACCUAUACUGAAGAGCAUCACUUAGAAUGGGUUGGCCUUGUUGAAUCUAAAAUUCGUGUGCUGGUUGGAAACUUGGAAAGGAAUGAAUUUAUAAAUAUUGCACAUGUAAAUCCACAGUCUUUCCCUGGCAACCAAGAACACUGUAAACAGAGUCGCUAUGUGUCAAUGUGGUUUCUAGGAAUCAUAUUUAGGAAACUGGAAAGUGCAGAAAGCAUUAAGAUUGAUUUAACAUAUGACAUACAGUCAUUCACAGAUGCAGUUUACAGGCAAGCGAACAACAUUAACAUGCUAAAGGAAGGUAUGAAGAUUGAGACAGCUUAUGUGAAGAGAAAGCAUCUCCAUUAUUUUUUGCCUGCAGAAACCUUACAAAAAAGAAAGAAGCAGAGCAUGCUAAAUAUUGGUCAAAAUGCUAGUGGGCUUUGGUGCAAAAGGGCCUCUUCAAAUGAAAGCUUGAACAGUUCCAGAGACAACAACUCCAGGACACCAUAUAAUUCAUCUUCAUUAAGUGUGAUAUCUAAAUUGGACACUAAUACAGCAGAGAUGGAAAGAAGUGCAACAAUUUGGAGAACUAAUGGUGCUAACAAUAGAGAGAAGAUGACUCACGUAGCUGUGUCACCAGUGUCCAAGAGGAUCUCCAUUCCAGUUAUUGGCUCAAAAAUGGAGGCUGCAGUUGCCGUAAGAACCUCAGGACCUCCAUCUGACUGCACCAUUCCUACAGUAAUAGGACAUAAUGCAGUUUCUCAACUUAGAACGCGUUUUGUCCAAGGACAUCAUGAACUAAGUGGGACUCAAAUUACAAAUCCAAAGGGUGCUGCUCCUAAACGGCCUCAUUCACCUGCUUCAAAAGAAUGCUCCAAGAGAUCCAAAGACAGAGAAAAGUUAAUUGGCCAGGAUUCAGCCUUCAAAGGUGAUGGUAAUCCAGAAGAUGUAAAGACAAGAUCUACAGAAAAUGUAAUUUCAGGUGGUUUUAUUCAAAGUAGAGUUGAUCUUGGAGGAAGAAACAGGCUGGUUGCAAGUAUUGAUACAUCAAGGUCACAGAGGCUUUGCAGUGAAGAACUACCAGACUCUUCAUCUCCCAUUCCAACAACUGGUAUUCGUAUCAUUAAAAGAUCCAUCAGACUUACCCUUAACCAGUAACCAGUAUCUUCAGUUUGGGGCAGCUGGGCAGCCUACUGCAGCAGGCUCCGCAGAGUGUGCAAUGGAGAGGAACCUGAAUAUUUUCUGCUCCUAAGCAAAUCUGGCGUGAGUAGGUUCAGACUUUUUAAAGGUUCAACAUGUGCUCAGAUUUGUGUGGUUUUUACAUGGGAACAGUAAAAAGUUCAAUAGUGACACCAGCACAACUUCCAUACUGAAUCUCAUGUCCUUGGUUCUGAAAUGUGAAGAAGAGUUCCUUGAAAAUGUUUAGAAUUCUUUGAAUAUAAUUAAAGCAUCGUAUUUUCCCCAUGUUUUCUUGGAAACAACUGAGUCAUCUUUCUCCAAAAAGUCAGGUGGGAGCAGUGUGUGCAGUCAUACUCCAGAGAAAUUUUUAUUUAUUUAUUUAUUUACAAGCUUGGAGGUAACUGAAAUUGUGAUCUUAAAAUAAGAAGUGUUGACUUGCAAUACCAAAGUGCACUGAUAGCGAUAUGACUGUGGAUCAAGCGCUAUGGCCAGUAGGUACAAGAGCCAGAAAUCACUAGAAUUAAUUUUGUUUUUUCCACUUCUAGUUUUUCCUGUGUGCUCAGUGAUGAUGUGAGCAGAAAGUGAUCAUAUAAACACUGUAACCAAGUGCAUAUGCACAUCACCCUGUGUUCAAGCACUUGCCUUUGUGUAUCUAGCACUACUCUUGCCUUUCUCAAGUUGUUUUUCAUAUUUCUUUGUCUCUUAGGUGUUAGAUUUACAUUUUACGUACAGCCUUUUCCACCACUUAAGCAGAAGGGGAUAAACUUGUCACUGUGAGCACUGCCGCAGGUUCCUAAUAACUAGGCUAAAAAAUCCCUAUUAUCUUAAGUUUUGCUUUUCUUUCUUUCUCCUCUAAGCAAGGCAAGCGUUAGACCUUCAGGAAAAUGAAUGUUUAUCCUGCCCUGAUUCAAGUUUGUGAAACCAGAAGUCUUUAAGUACUUAUUGCAAGACUUGUAUUUGGUUAUUACGUUCACUUCUGUUUUUGUCCGAAUGGCAUAGCAUGAUUUAAUUUUUCCAACUUACUGUAGGUGUUUUUACAGGUUUUCACUAAUGCUGUACCUCUUGCUGUAUAGAAUAACAGCUGUGUUAGAGUCUGGAACAAACCAGUGUAGGUGUUGUAUUUACAAAAACAAAUCCAAUCUGUCAAAUCUUGAGCAAUAAGAAUACAGUAGAUAUCGUGGACAGCCACUUUAUAGAAAAUGCUGUAAUUUAGUUAAGGAAAUGAAUUGAGACAAAAAUACAUCUCUGUGAGCUGUGUUUUUGAGGAAAAUGAGUCUGUUGCAAUCAGGUAAGUGUUAGCAAUGAAAAAGCAAGGGAAUCCCCUUUCUUCCUGCUUUACCACUAAAUAAGUCAUUGGAUUACACUAAAUGAUAAGCUGUGUAAGUACAGAGAUCUUUACUUUCCUGUGAUCCAAGGUAAAUAUUUGGCACAAGCCUGUAAAACUGUAAAUCUAUGUACUAAAUUAUUCCUCUAACAGAAGUGAGCAGGGAAGUUGAUUUUUCUCUCCCAGGCUGUAACUUCAUGGGGAGAGAAUUCAAUAAGGGUAGUAUCUCAGUGCUUUCCAGCCUCUGCUUAUUUAAAUCUGUUCUCAGUUCACUUCUUAGUAACGUUGGCUAGAAGGCUGGCUGUGGAGCUCAAAUAGGGGUGUUCAGACUUAAUCUUGCAUUUUCUCAGCCUUAAAGGUCAUCCCUUAUUUCAGUGGUUGUGAUGUCAGUGGGGAAACCCGGCUGCAAUUUUCUGUUCUUGUGCAAAGGUCUCAAACGUCAAAUAAAAGCAAAACACUUAGAAAGCUUAGAACAGUUUUAGGCUUCAACUUAGAAAUUACCCACAAGUUCUUAGUGACUCCUAUCCAGGACCGUGUUAUUUCAUCAGCUCUUACUUGUAUGUGAACUUUUUUUUCCCCUCAGUUGCUGUCUCUUUUGCUUAGUUUGUUUUCUUUUUCAGCUGCUUAUUGAGGGAAUCUGUUGUUCUUCUCUUUGAUAAGUAAUGGAUGCCACUAACUAGUUUGACAGAGGAUGAACCAGAGUGUCCACCAAAUUUCCCAUAGAAUUUUGUACUAAGUUUUAGUACUAUUGUGUGUUUUCUGGUCCUGACAGUAUGUCAAAUUAUUUCUCAACGCUUGAUUCUUUACAAUAUUUCUGAGAAUUUUUCUUAAAUCUCUGCUUUAACAUGUGAGAAAUCUGUUACAGAGAUUCAUAAUUUGAGAUGUCAAAAUUUUGUGGCAAAACUAGAAACUGAAGCCAAAUUUUCUGAAUGUGUAAGAUUGUGGCGUUUGAUCCUUACCCUUUAAAGAUACGUUGUCUGUGCCUGCAAUGGGGAUUCCCAGUCCACAUCAUUACUGUAUCCCACUAGGGAAGACUGUUGCAACUACCUCUAGGGAUUGUAACUAACCACCUAUUGAUUUUUAAGCUGUUACUUACAUGAUUGAUGAUAUCGUUCAAGAGGAAUCCCAGUAGCUCCUGAUAGCAGAGCUGUGAAAAAAUUCCAGGCUGCUGAUUGUCCGAAUUGUAGAUGGCUUUUUACCUCAUCCCUGAGGUUCUGGUCUAGAUACAUCUAGAGAUGUCUUUCAGUGAUGCUGUUUGUUGUACCAUAUAAUCCUGGUUUCUAUAUGAAGAAUGACUGUAGCCUUUCAGUGAGCAAACAUUACCCUGUUAUCAUCUUUUACAGAAAACCAUCUAUUGCAGAGUACCAUUUAGCAUGAGAUACUACUUGCUCAAGGUCAUGCAUUAAAGUCACAAGGACAUUAAGCAUCCCAAAAUAAUGUUGUGGAACUGAAUGGAGAGGUUGCUGCUUGGUGAAACUAAUUCCUUAUCUGUGUGUUAAGUACUGCAAUACUAAGCAUAGCACCUAGGUUUUGCCAUGUCUCCGUCUCACAGCACUGGUAUGAGACUUGAUUUUGUUGUCAAGCAUUUUAGACCCACAGCUCUCUCUCUUGAGAUUCAGUGUUUAGAAUGACUGUUGGCUUUAGCAAAAGGUAUGUGUCUUUAUUGGGAAAAAGGUAACUACUGAAUUGGGUAGGUAUAGUUAUGAAUUAUAUAUAUAUGAACUGGUGUGUUAUAUUUUUCUGAAUGAAUGAGUGUUUACAGCAAGUUGUUUAUUAAAUCUCACAGUACUUAAAUGAAUAGUAAGUUUGUAUGGCUGCAUGUUUUUUAUUACUCAGAUCAAGUUCCAGUCAACCCAAGUGGAAGUUUUGC